AUGAUCACAGAAGUGGCAAACAAUGCCCCAAAUGUUACCUACUCCAAUCACCCAACUGGAACAAGAAUUGAGACCCAGCAUAAGGUGGUUUGUCAGUAUUGUCUCUUUUUAGACCUCCCCAAAGUUCCCAGGGGUUUCACUAUCUCCUGGCUAUACUGGGAAUCCUGUCCCAUCAUAGAACUUUCUCUUUUGGAAGAGAGUACCCCCCCUCUCUCUCUCUCUCUCUUCAUUGACUUCUAUCUUUCCAUUCUCCUUUUUUCUCUCUCCAUCUCUCCCCUCUUUUUGUUCCUUCAUCGCUCUCUCUCCGCCUCUUUUUGUUACCCCAUCUCUCUCUCUCUCUCUCUCUCUCUCUCCCUGCGUCUUUUUGUUCCCCAUCUCUCUCUCUCUCCCUACGUCUUUUUGUUCCCCAUCUCUCUCUCUCUCUCUCUCUCCCUGCGUCUUUUUUGUUCCCCAUCUCUCUCUCUCCCUGCGUCUUUUUGUUCCCCCAUCUCUCUCUCUCUCUCCCUGCGUCUUUUUGCUCCCCCAUCUCUCUCUCUCUCUCCCCUCGUCUUUUUGCUCCCCAUCUCUCUCUCUCUCCCCUGCGUCUUUUGCUCCCCCAUCUCUCUCUCUCUCCCCUCGUCUUUUUUGUUCCCCAUCUCUCUCUCUCUCCCUCGUCUUUUUGUUCCCCAUCUCUCUCUCUCUCCCCUCGUCUUUUGCUCCCCAUCUCUCUCUCUCUCUCCCCUGUCUUUUUGUUCCCCAUCUCUCUCUCUCUCUCCCCUCGUCUUUUUUGUUCCCCCAUCUCUCUCUCUCUCUCCCCUGCGUCUUUUGUUCCCCCAUCUCUCUCUCCCCUCGUCUUUUGUUCCCCAUCUCUCUCUCCCCCUUCCGUCUUUUUUUUCCCCAUCUCUCUCUCUCUUUUGUUCCCCAUCUCUCUCUCUCUUUUGUUCCCCAUCUCUCUCUCUCUUUUUGUUCCCCAUCUCUCUCUCUCUUUUUUUGUUCCCCCAUCUCUCUCUCUUUUUUGUUCCCCCAUCUCUCUCUCUUUUUGUUCCCCAUCUCUCUCUCUCUUUUUUUCCCCCAUCUCUCUCUCUUUUGUUUCUCUUCCCCAUCUCUCUCUCUCUUUUUUGUUCCCCCAUCUCUCUCUCUUUUUUCUCCCCCAUCUCUCUCUCUCUUUUUGUUCUCCCCCAUCUCUCUCUCUCUUUUUGUUCUCCCCCAUCUCUCUCUCUCUUUUUGUUCUCCCCCAUCUCUCUCUCUCUUUUUGUUCUCCCCAUCUCUCUCUCUCUUUUUGUUCUCCCCAUCUCUCUCUCUCUUUUGUUCUCCCCAUCUCUCUCUCUCUUUUUUCUCCCUCCCCCAUCUCUCUCUCUCUCUUUUCUCUCUUUUUCUCCCCAUCUCUCUCUCUCUUUUUGUUCUCCCCUCUCUCUUUUGUUCUCCCCAUCUCUCUCUCUUUUUGUUCUCCCCAUCUCUCUCUCUCUCUUUUUGUUCUCCCCAUCUCUCUCUCUCUUUUUGUUCUCCCCAUCUCUCUCUCUCUUUUUUCUCCCCCAUCUCUCUCUCUCUUUUGUUCUCCCCAUCUCUCUCUCUCUUUUUUUGUUCUCCCCAUCUCUCUCUUGUGCCACACUCUCUCUCCCUGCCUCUUUUUGUUCUCCCCCAUCUCUCUCUCUCUCCCUGCCUCUUUUUGUUCUCCCCCAUCUCUCUCUCUCUCUCUCUCUCUCCCUGCCUCUUUUUGUUCUCCCCAUCCCUAUCUCCCUCCCCCAAUUAUUCAUACACUAUCACAUGUGUGUACAUGAUCACAAAGGUUUCAGUAUCAUACAAGUGCAUUAA
Messenger RNA from Acanthosepion pharaonis, 1791 nucleotides. Lineage: Eukaryota; Metazoa; Mollusca; Cephalopoda; Sepiida; Sepiidae. The record is from the annotation of a GenBank genome assembly.